AUGCCGGCGGCAAGCCGCGGAUGCAUGGGGUGUGUCGAGGCCUCUUCGGACUAUGUCGGCGCCUCUGACACACGGGUGGUGGGUCUCUGCGACGUUGACCUAAAGUGUUUGUUGGACGACGAGGAAAGCACGUGUUCGCCUCUUUCUAACCCGUUAGACUUGAGGAAUAGCGAAUCGAUAUUCUCUGACGACCCGAAUUACUUGUGGUUCGUGAAGCAGCGCGCUGAGAUGUUGCGUGGCCCCUCUGAGAGCUCCAGGGGCAAGUUGUGUCGUUCCGCCAGCGAUGUGGAUAGCGACGCGGGUUCCACAUGCGUGAUGGUCAACAUCCAGCAUGAUACGUGCGUUAAUCUGUGCGACAACCCCUCGGACAUGUGGCACGGUCUGAAGAUGUCGGACGGCACACCCGUUGUUAUUCGCUCGAAGCGUUCGCGUGGGAGGCGUCACGUCGGUAAGAAAUGCCGCGUGUUCGGCACGGAGGGUGAGCCCACUUCCCAAGCGCCAACCGAUGGCGCCCAGCUGGCCGCAAAGAAUGCCUUGUUCGCCGGCCACAACGGGCCAAUCAAUUACGGCACUGGCUUUUUGUCUCUGCAAAACUACGUCGGUCGCGGCAACGGCGCGAGUGUGAUAUACCGCGUGAUGCAAGUCGAUGCCCGAUUCGCGCACAGCUCGCGACGUAAGGAAAUUAGGGUACGCCAACGUAGGCAACAUGUGCAGCAGCACCUGGCAAAGGCGCGUGGUAUAAAUUUUAAGCGAGGUACGGUGACCUCGGCGCGGUGA
Molecule: messenger RNA, 777 nt
Organism: Babesia ovata
Lineage: Eukaryota; Apicomplexa; Aconoidasida; Piroplasmida; Babesiidae
Exons: 1
Coding region: 1-777 (258 amino acids)
Source: RefSeq, a predicted model, not a curated record